Podarcis raffonei (Aeolian wall lizard) is the source of this 2408-nucleotide messenger RNA. RefSeq names its product programmed cell death protein 4-like. NCBI's taxonomy places the organism in Eukaryota, Metazoa, Chordata, Lepidosauria, Squamata, Lacertidae. Bases 16 to 1737 code for a protein of 573 amino acids. The record is from RefSeq and is a predicted model, not a curated record. Gene Ontology annotation, cellular component: nucleus; cytosol. Gene Ontology annotation, biological process: negative regulation of DNA-templated transcription. The transcript is spliced from 10 exons.
GAGGCAGCCCUGGGCAUGGCUGGGGUGCAAAGAGACGUCCUGCCCUGGGGCUUUUGGAUGGAUGUGGGGGGCCCAGGACCCCUUGAAACCAGGCUCAGCCCCAGGAACUUAUUUCUAAUGCCAGCGAAUGUCUCUGGGGCAGGUGGCGUUGUAACUGCCGGACGUGGCUUUGAGCAGUGGCUGCAGGAGCGCCUGGACUUGGGGGGCAGCGUGGGUCAGGGGAGGAGCUUUUGGCACAGACCCAAAUCCCCUUUGGGCAUUCUUGGGGGGGGGCUCCUUGCCUCUAGGGCACCUGGCCGGGUACCAGGAGGCUGGGCCCCCUUGGGCCUGAUCCUGCCGCGGCAAGGCUCCCCUGUGGUUCUCAGCCUGCCUUCUCCCCCCCCCCCGCCCCGCCUGCAGGGGGCAGACCAGGCGGACUAUGAGGACGAGGACCUGGCGGGGGAGCUGAUGGACGGGGGCGACGAGGAGCCCCGGGCGUGGACCCUGCAGGAGAAGGCUCUGCACGAGGCGCGGCUGAAGGCCAAGGCCAAGCGCCGCCUGCGCCGGACGUCCUCCCGCGACUCCAACCGCGAGUCCCUCUCCGAAGGCGGGGAGCCCCUCCCCGACCCCAGCAGCCCCAAGGGGAAAAGCCACGACCGCAAAUCCCGCAUGGGCAAAGGCCGGGGGCUGCCCAAGAAAGGUGGCGCAGGGGGCAAGGGCGUGUGGGGGGCCCCCGGGGUGGUCUACAGCUACCAGGAGCCGGACGCCCGGGACCCCAACUACGACGAAGUGGCACAGGGGGACACGGUCUACGCCACAGUGGUGCCCGAGCUGGAAGAGGAGGAGCUGGAGAAGGCCGUGCAGCCCAUGAUGAAGGAAUACUUUGAGCACGGAGACACUCUGGAGGUGGUGGAGCUGCUCCGCGAGCUGAACCUGGGCGGGCACAAGGCGUCUGUGCCCUCCCUGGCCGUGGCGCUGUCUCUGGAGGGCAAGGCCAGCCACCGGGAGCUAACCUCCCGCCUGCUCUCGGACCUGGUGGGGAAGGUGAUGAGCCCCGAGGACAUCGCGGCCGCCUUUGACCGGACGCUGAACGACCUUCCCGACCUCAUCCUGGACACCCCGGAGGCCCCGCAGAUGCUGGGCCAGUUCAUCGCGCGGGCCGUGGCGGACCAUGCGCUGCCGCUGGACUUCCUGGAGCGCUACAAGGGGCGCGUGGACUGCGAGCACGCUCGGGCUGCUCUGGACCGCGCGGCCGUCCUCUUGCGCAUCAAGCGGGACGUCAACCGCCUGGACAACGUCUGGGGCGUGGGGGGCGGACAGAGGCCCGUCAAGCAUCUCAUCAAGGAGAUGAACCUCUUGCUCCGCGAAUACCUCCUUUCGGGCGAAGUCUCUGAGGCCGAGCGCUGCCUUCGCCAGCUGGAGGUGCCUCACUUCCACCACGAACUCGUCUACGAGGCGGUGGUGAUGGUGCUGGAGUCCACGGGAGACACGGCCGUGGCCAUGAUGGUGCGGCUGCUGAAGGUGCUGUGGGAGACGGGCCUGGUGACGCUGGACCAGAUGAACCGGGGCUUCCAGCGGGUGUACGAUGAGCUGGGAGACAUCAGCCUGGACGUCCCGCUGGCGCACAGCAUCCUGGAGCGGCUGGUGGACCUCUGCUUUGAGGAGGGCGUCAUCACCAAGCAGCUGAGAGACGCCUGCCCUGCGCGGGGCCGGAAGCGCUUUGUCAGCGAGGGGGACGGCGGCCAGAUCAAGCCCUAGCUUGACACUUCCAGCCCUGGCCUCUGCCCCCUGCGAUGCCCCCCCAGCCCAGCAGGGCCUGCCAGCUUCAAGGGAGAGGCCAGGAGGCUGCACCAGACACCCCUCGCCCCCCACCAGAACCAGCCUGGGAAGGAAAGGGAGCUUUAGCCGCCACAUCCGGGUCAGCCUGGCGAGGGGGUCAAACGAGGGAGCUUGCCCUCCCUCAGGGCACCCCAUCCGGGUCUUGCCCCCCUCCUCCAGCCCCCCCAAACGCAUCUCAGGAAGCAGAGGGGAGCCUGGGGCCCUGGUCCAGCGGGGAUGGCGGCCACCUUGGCAUUCCUGGCCCUAUAGGGCUCCCUAGGGACCCAGGCUUCCUCCAACAGGUCUAGCCCCUUGCUGCAUCCCAAAAGGGCACAAAUUCCUCCCCCAAAGCCCCCUCCGCAGUCCCCUAAUUUCUGCGUGGGGGGGAGCCCUAUCCUUGCUCCUUAAGGCGGGGGGGGGGGGAGAAAAAUCUCAAGGUCUGGGGAAGCAGCUGUCUCGGGUAUUGGGGAGGGCAGAGACAAAACAGCAUCUCGUGAGCACGGCUGGAAGAUAAGGUGGGGGGAAGAGGCGGGGAGGGGCCUGAUGUCCUUGCACGGUGGGGGAAACGGGUGGCACGUGGAAAAUCUAAAAAUAAAAACGUAUCCAAAGGA